This is a messenger RNA of Ailuropoda melanoleuca (giant panda), 4747 nucleotides long. RefSeq names its product LIM and cysteine rich domains 1 (gene LMCD1). Lineage: Eukaryota; Metazoa; Chordata; Mammalia; Carnivora; Ursidae. Gene Ontology annotation, molecular function: transcription corepressor activity; zinc ion binding. Bases 182 to 1234 code for a protein of 350 amino acids. The transcript has 6 exons. Gene Ontology annotation, cellular component: nucleus. The record is from RefSeq and is a predicted model, not a curated record.
AACCACUGAAUCACUCAAACAUGAAGCGUGAAAGGAUCGCUGUGUUUCAACUGGUAGAAGCCAAGGUGACAAGAGUCAGAAGCAGUAAGAGGUGGAGGUUUGCAAGGUGUUGGAUGCCAGUGUUUUACAGAACAAAGUUCUGCCUGUGACGGAAAGCUCCCCAGAUUCGGACAAUGAGUUGAUGAUGUCCCUGGGCCAGCAGCAGUCAGCAAGAGGUGUGCCUUGUUUGAAAUGCAAGGGGACGUGUUCAGGCUUCGAGCCACAUCCAUGGAGGAAAAUAUGCAAGUCAUGCAAAUGCAGCCACGAGGACCACUGCUUCAGCAAUGAGCUGGAAGACGAUCGGAAAAUCGGCCGCUUGCUGAUGGACUCCAAGUAUUCCACCCUCACGGCCCGGGUGAAAGGCGGGGACGGCAUCCGGAUUUACAAGAGGAAUCGGAUGAUCAUGACCAAUCCCAUUGCCACUGGGAAAGAUCCCACCUUUGACACCAUCACCUAUGAGUGGGCCCCGCCUGGAGUCACCCAGAAACUGGGCCUACAGUACAUGGAGCUCAUCCCGAAGGAGAAGCAGCCAGUGACAGGCACCGAGGGCGCCUAUUACCGCCGCCGCCAGCUCAUGCACCAGCUCCCCAUCUACGACCAGGACCCCUCUCGCUGCCGUGGACUUCUGGAGAACGAGGUGAAAGUGAUGGAAGAAUUUGUCAAGCAAUACAAGAACGACGCGCUGGGCGUGGGAGAGGUGGCCCUCCCUGGGCAGGGGGGCUUGCCCAAGGAGGAGGGGAAGCAGCAGGAAAAGCCAGAGGGCAUGGAGACCACCGCCCCAACCACCAAUGGCAGCAUCGGCGACCCAUCCAAAGAAUACUUCUGUGAGUUCUGCAAGGGAGCGGCGCCCGCUGACAGCCCUGUGGUCUACUCAGACAGGGCAGGCUACAACAAGCAGUGGCACCCCACCUGCUUUGUGUGUGUCAAGUGCUCCGAGCCACUGGUGGACCUCAUCUACUUCUGGAAGGACGGUGCACCCUGGUGUGGCCGCCAUUACUGUGAGAGCCUGCGGCCCCGGUGCUCUGGCUGCGAUGAGAUCAUAUUCUCGGAGGACUACCAGCGCGUGGAAGAUCUGGCCUGGCACCGAAAGCACUUUGUCUGUGAGGGCUGUGAGCAGCAGCUGAGUGGCCGGGCGUACAUCGUCACCAAGGGGCAGCUUCUGUGCCCAACUUGCAGCAAGUCCAAGCGCUCCUGAAGGGCCGCCCAUCCACAGCCGGAAUCCAUAGGAUCCCACCAAGAAGGAAGGCCAGGUGCUGAGGCCAUACUAAGGGUCUGAUGUGCCAGCAGCAAGCAACAAAAACAGUGAUUUUUUUAGUGGGAAUAUAUAUAUAUAUAUAUAUAUACACACACACACACACACACACACACACACACACACAUACACAUACAUACAUAUAUUCUAGGUUGGGUGGUGGUAGAUCCUUGAGGGUCAAUAGUUUCAAAGCCAGCAAUGUUCUGAGAAGUCUUAGAAUGGAGUUAUUUUGUUCUUGUUUCCCAGCUACCAACUAAAGACACAGCUGGCAUCCUGCGAGGGAUCGCUAGGAGUUUCCCAGAACACGGUUCUCGGUGAUCAGAUCACGUAGCUGUAGAAUGUGUGUGCUUUCUCAUGAGCGUGGGGCCUUGUCCCGGAGCAGGCCGGGACCCCAACAAUCAUUUGUGGCCUCCUUUUCAAAUGGAAUUUGAAUUUUAAAAACUUUUUUGGCAUGAUAAACAUAUCAAUAAAAGUUUGAUGAAGUCCACAUACGCCCUGGUGUAGUUAUUUACACCAUGGCAGUGAUCUUGCGGUGUCCGGUGAUCCCUGUGACCCUGGGCGCCUAGUGGUGGCAGGAGGUGCCCUAAGUGCCAGCGUGCCUAUUUGUCAACUACGUCUCAUCAGAUUUCUUUGAGAGUGUAGGUCCUCGGGGCAGAACUCCUGACCCCAGUUCCAGGAAGCCCCAGAUCUGUGAUGGAACGUGUCAUGUUUCCUGCUACAUUGAAGAGCGGCAUCUGGGAGCUGGUCAGCUGCCCUCACAGGUAGUGAGGGAACUCCUCCAGGAGUAAGACCAGGGGGAGUGUUGGGGAGCAGCCACACAAGGCCACCUGAGCUCAGCCAACGGGUGCCCUGGGGGACACGGUGACCAGUGAGGGCAGUCUUGAAGAAAUAUGGGAUGUUGAUGAGAAAUCUCUCUGCUUUUAAAUGUUGCCAACUGAACACUGAAUGAGCCAAAUAGAAUAAGUCUUUGGGCCAGAUUUCCUCUCUUUUUACGGCCUCUCUGAGCAUUUGCAGCUCCCAGAUUGGUUUCCUUUCCACGACUUCUAAGAAAAGGAAUCUCUUUUUCUAUGGGGGGAUCCAAAGACAAAAAAGACAUGAGUCUUACAAGCUCACAGCCCAGUCACCUGUGGCUUUCAUUCAUUCUUAAACUUCCCAUCUGUUGCCAAGUUUCUUUCAUUCCCCCACCCGAAUUUCACUCUGCUCAUCUCUCACCUACAAUACCCCAACUUCGCACGUUUGGCUAAAGGUAUUGCAAUUGCCUGGUGGUUUUCUGUUUCCAGUUCCUGUCUCCAGCUACCGGCUUCUCUGUCAUGUCCAUCUCCCCAGGGAGAAGCUUUGGGUGUGUCAUCUUCUUUCCCCAACCUCCAUGGCUCCCCCGUGUCUCAAGUUAAGAACCAAGACCUCCCCGACAUUUGGAUCUUUCCAAAAUCUGGCUUGUUUUUCUGGUCUUGGAAUUCUUCAUUUCUCUUGAUUUCCAUUUUCCUGUUUCUCCUAGACAUUCACCAACUGCCUUUGAUCAAGCCCUCUUCAGUGCUUUUGCUAGAUGUGUGCUGGUUUCUUGAAGACCAACACUAUCUGUUGAAAUUCUGUCUAUCCUAUAAGGUGCUUCUCAAGCAUAACCUGCUUCUCAAUCCCUUCCCAGAGGCACCAAUGGAAUAUUCACUCAUUCAUUUGCUCACUCACUAAUUCAUUCUGCAGAUAUCCACUGGGCAUUACAGAGUUCCAUUACCCAUGCUGAGUACAGGAGAUAGAGUGUUCACAGAAAGAACAGUGCCCACUGCCCCCUGGAUUUUACAGUCUGUGAGGGAGAUGGGCCUUAGCAAAUAUUCCUACAAGUCAAUGUAAAAUUACAGAAAGGGGAGGUACAUGCCUCUAUAAAGCAUAUGAAAGAGAUUGGACCUAGUCAGGGAUGUCAGGAGAGCUGCUCCUGGAAAAGUAACACUUGAACUGAGAUUUAAAGGUGAGUAAACUCUGAGCAGCCAAAGAGGGAAAGGAAGGUGGUUAAGGAUGGAUGGGCAGAUGGCAUGUGCAAAGGUCCUGUGGCUGAAGUAACAUCAGUUUAUGCAAUACGUAUUUACUAGUGUUGGAAAUACAGUGGUGACCAUGGCCCAUGGAUGGGACUGAAAGAAAACUAGUGUGGUGCCUACAGAGAGGGAGGAUGGUGUGAGACGCAGGAGUUACACCAAUUUUGUGGACAACAGAAAAAAACAGUCUCUGUCCUAAGAGCAAUGGGGAGCCUUCAGAGAGUUUUAAGCAACAGUGGUAAUGACGAGACAGAGAGAUUAUUGGAUACAUUCGCUCUCCUCUGCUCAAACCCCAGCAUGAUGCCUGACUGAUUUUGUCCUGGUUUUUUUGCCCACACCACUGUGGGUAGGAGUGAUGUCCCCUGACAGACCCCACCAGACACACUCCUGUCAUCCCCUUGUCUACUAAUGACACACCAUGCCUGCACUUGGAACACCUAAAUCCUCUCUGAAACUCCCCUGUUGUCAGAUGGGUCACGCAGCACAGUCUUUUCUCUCUGUCAUAGCCUUCCCUCCAUCCCCGAGGCCAUAUUUCACCUUGGACAUUUUCUGCCCAGACUGACAACAGUCUCCUAGUGAGUCUUCCUACCACGAACUUACCCCUCUCCACGCACUGCCCACAUGAACUGCUCAGAAACACAGGCCUCUUCUAAAACAGUCAGGGUCUUCCUGUGGCACACCCGGAAGAAAGUCAAAACUUUUUAGCCUUACAAUCAAGCUUCUUAAUUUUCCUGGCCCCGAACCACCUUGCUUCCUGCUCCCCACUCAGAAGUCAGGUAAACAGCUUGCCGGGCCCCAGAUAUGCUCCAGGCUUUCCCUGCCUCUGCACCAUUGCUCAGGCUGUUCCCUUUCCCCAGAGUUCCCCACACUGGGCUCAACUGCUGCCUCGUCUGUGGAACCGCCAGAGCUGAGUGGCAUUCUAGAGCAGAACCGGAAGGUGGUAUGCUUUCAAAGCCUACAGUGUUACCUUGUGCCUGAUUUUAUCCCCCAUUCAGCAAAAAGAGCAGCCGCCAUUCCCAUUACUCCUGUUCUCUAGGAAGACUUCCCUGGCCUCACCCUCCCCUCUGGGGUGUUUUAGGUUCAUCUGUGCUCUCAGAUAUCUGAGGCGCUCUGUGAUCAUUGACUGAUGCUACUGGGUUAUAAUUCCUAGUUGGUGAAAGGCUCCCCCUAUGAACUUCUUAAGAGGAUAGUCUAUCUCUGGUUCCCCAAUCCUUAUGAUAGCACCCAGCAACUAAAUGCAAGGAUAAACAGCCUAGGGCUCUUGGAGGACUCACUGUUGUCAGUGGCCCUGGGCUCCAAAAAGAAACAGUAUGUGACUUGGUCCUGGCCAAUGGGCUUCUCCAAUGGGGAGCUGCUUAGAAAAGUUUUCUGCCACUACAUCUGUAUCUUUGGGGUAAAUACCCAGUAGUGCAAUUGCUGGGUCCCCAGUGUU